This is a messenger RNA of Zychaea mexicana, 1676 nucleotides long. RefSeq lists its product as uncharacterized. Lineage: Eukaryota; Fungi; Mucoromycota; Mucoromycetes; Mucorales; Lichtheimiaceae. The transcript is spliced from 5 exons. Bases 265 to 1524 code for a protein of 419 amino acids. The record is from RefSeq and is a predicted model, not a curated record.
CUACUUCCAACAACAUCGAAAUCGACCGUCCUGCACUUACUUCUACUCCCAGCCAUAAUAAUGCGGUUACCACCAGUUCUUCUCCAGCUCCUAAUAACAUUACUCCUCCUUCCAUCAAUUCUACCGCAUCUUCUUCUUCAUUAGGCAAACGAUCUCGAUCAUCCAGUGCCAAAACCGAUUCUUAUGAAUUGACUCCAGAUAUGAAAGAAGAAUACAAACGAGCAUUUGAGGCGUUGGAUGAUGAUAAAAAAUGGGUUCUAGACGAUGGCACUAAAGUGGAGGAUGCAAUGUAUACAUAUGGAGCAAAUUGUACUCAUGAGCAGUAAGGAGAUAAGCAUACCCUUUGAUUCGUUCUAUACUCUUGAUAUUGAGGGCUUCUUGCUAAUUAAACUAAAAAUAUUUAGCCCCGUGCAUUCAUUUAUUCUUGACACGGAAGAUAAGUGUUGGAAAUCAGUGUUCAAUCCAUCUCAGCUUCAACAAUUAAAGUUAGCCAGCAAUAAGCUGUUCUGUGAAUAUGGAGAAGCAUGCAAAAACAUGUUUUCCGUAUUUUCAAAAGUUAUCAAGGAUGCCAAGAGUCGUAAGCUGGCUUCAAUAGCAUCAUCGUCAUCAACAUCAUCAGCAGCAGCAACAACAGCAGCAACAGAUCCGUCAUCUUCGGAGUUGACGUUGACUAUCAAAGAUGAAGAAGAUCUAAUUGAUGAGCUGUGGGAGAGACUCGCCGAAAUCGGUCUCAUCAAUCCGCGAAAACAUUACGAUCUAUAUUGGCUACAAAAAACGAUAGACCAUUUUCUUAACUUAUACCGGUUCAAAGUAUUGGAGUGGGUCAAAAAUCAUGGCUCAGAAAUGGACUUUAUCAAUCGUGUAUGGACCAUACUAGAUCAGGUUUUUGACGAUAUAAGGGUUGAAACAAGAAGGGACAAUGGAUCCGUGUCAGCCACCUUCAUUGAUAACGAAGAUCGCGCAGUAGCUGGAAUGGCCGCCAUUGCAGCCAAGGUGUCUUCUAUCAGACCUGAUCUUGUGUUAUUCCAAAAUGGAGUCGAAUAUGGAGUCGCAGAGUGUGGGAAAGGAGACGAUGAAGAGGUUGGAAAGAAAGAGAUCGUGGAGACUAGUUUGGAUUGUCCAAAAAUCAUGAAAAGCAUGUUUCUGCAUGCAGCAUUAAAAUGUGACAACGACGAGGGUGUGACUCGAGCAUUACAAAUAGUUGGAUUUUGUCAUUUUGAUCUUCGCAUGAAAGUUUUAGUAAUGGACAACGCUAAUGGCUACGUCUGCAGAAUCCGAUCAACACCGCAAUACGAAAUAUCAACCAUUCCUUCACAAAUGUCAUCUGGUCUACUUCCUAUAUUAAAACUAACUCUUAGAUCCAAGUUGACCAUCCAAUCGUCUAUCAAGGUUGUCAAUGAUUAUUUUACACCUGGAGAAGAUAAUGACCCCGAUUUUCAAGCCAGUAUGGAUCAAAACAAGACACGUUUAGUACUCCCGCGACUUCAGAAAUCACCCAAUAAAAAACCAAAGAAAUCAGUCUAAAAAGCAUACAAGUAAUCAUCCAACGAAUCUUCUAGCACAUAUGUACCAAGUACCAUCAUCACCAACAUAACAACAGCCACUACCUUUUUACUUAUGGCAUACCCUCCAUUUAUAUUUUAUUUUUACCAUAUCAAAUGUUUUUACCUAUAUCA